AUGCAUGCUAAACUAGGGUACAGCACAGUAGUAGGAGAACGAGGUAUCCAUUUGUCUGGAGGGCAAAAGCAACGGGUGGCAAUUGCACGUGCCAUAGCGAGAGCUCCAAAGAUAUUACUACUAGAUGAAGCCACUAGCGCUCUUGAUGCCGAGUCUGAACGAGCAGUUCAAGAUGCACUUGAUCGAGUUAUGGUUGGGCGGACAACAAUGGUGGUGAGCCAUCGGUUAUCUAGCAUUAAGGGUGCGGAUUUGAUUGCGGUGGUUAGAAAUGGAGUUAUACUAGAGAAAGGAAGACAUGAAACGUUAAUCAAAAUCAAGGGUGGUUUUUAUGCCUCCUUAAUAGCCCCAUAUACAAACACAAGAUCAUCCCAUUGA
Durio zibethinus is the source of this 375-nucleotide messenger RNA. The record is from RefSeq and is a predicted model, not a curated record. Lineage: Eukaryota; Viridiplantae; Streptophyta; Magnoliopsida; Malvales; Malvaceae.